Messenger RNA from Scleropages formosus (Asian bonytongue), 1516 nucleotides. It is a transcript of the gene slc25a27, whose product is annotated as solute carrier family 25 member 27. Lineage: Eukaryota; Metazoa; Chordata; Actinopteri; Osteoglossiformes; Osteoglossidae. The coding region runs from base 117 to 1094 and encodes 325 amino acids. The record is from RefSeq and is a predicted model, not a curated record. The transcript has 9 exons.
GACUACUUGUCAGACAUGGUUCUUCAUGGGAUAUAUAUGCGACCACCGAUUACACUCCCUUGGUUUUACCUCGCUCGUUCAGUGUUUCCUGGGUCAUCUGUCCAAAAUCGUUGGGAAUGGGUGUCGUUCCAGAAGAAAACUCGUCCGUUCUGGUGCGGUGGCCGCGCGUGACAAAAUUCACGCUGUCCGCGUGCGCCGCCGCAGCGGCUGAAAUAGUGACCUUCCCUCUGGACCUGACCAAAACCAGACUGCAGAUCCAGGGCGAAGCGGCGGCCCAGGGGGGUGGCGGGGGAGGGGGAGGGGGAGGUGGGGGUGGGCGGCCCUACCGAGGGAUGCUGCGUACCGCUGUGGGUGUCGUGCGUGAAGAAGGCCCGCAGGCGCUGUGGCAGGGCGCCACGCCGGCCAUAUACAGACACAUAGUGUACUCUGGUGUGAGGAUGGUGGCCUACGAGCAGCUCCGGGACUCCGUGCUGGGCAGGAGGGAGGACGCCAGCUUCCCGGUGUGGAAAGCGAUGCUGGGGGGCAUGCUGGCGGGGGCGCUCGGCCAGUUCGUGGCCAGCCCCACGGAUCUGGUCAAGGUACAGAUGCAGAUGGAGGGGCGGCGCAAGCUGGAAGGAAAGCCCCCCCGGGUGCGGGGGGUGUCCCACGCCUUCGUGAAGAUCGUCUCCGAGGGUGGGGUUCGAGCUCUUUGGGCCGGAUGGGUCCCCAACGUGCAGAGGGCCGCCUUGGUCAAUUUAGGAGAUCUCACUACAUAUGACUCCGUGAAGCACUUUUUACUGAGAAAUACCACGCUGCGGGACAACAUGCUAUGUCACGGCUUGGCGAGCACCUGCUCGGGUCUCGUCGCAGCGAUCAUGGGGACGCCGGCCGAUGUCAUUAAAACCAGGAUCAUGAACCAGCCGACAGACACCAGCGGCAGAGGUCUGCUCUACAGGUCCUCCUGGGACUGCCUCCUGCAGUCAGUCAGAGGGGAGGGCUUCGUGUCCCUCUACAAGGGCUUUGUCCCCACCUGGAUGAGAAUGGCCCCCUGGUCCAUGACCUUCUGGCUGACGUUCGAGCAGAUCCGGCGGGUGACCGGCGUCUCCUCGUUUUAACCGCCUGCCGCACCACACCGGCGAGCAUCGAGACCACGUCCCGCCGGGUUCGGUCCCGCUCGGCCCGACGCCCGGCGGUCGACGGACAGCACGUCGCGGCCUUGGUCUACGAGCGCGGCCAGUCCCGUCCCGGAGGAGGAAAAUCGCAGAACAGCACGGUCGGACCCGUGACCUUCCUGACGUCGUCGAGCGAUUUUUGCACCGAGGCUCAUUCACGGCGAUGUUACAGUCGUCCGUGAGGCUGUUUCCACACGUUGGCUACCGGAGCGAUGGACGGAGUUGAUAAAAGGAGCAGAACGUGGACCUGCGGGGCCCCCAGUGGACUCGUGAUCCGUUAGCCGUCAUUGAGCCGAUCGCUGAAAGCAUGGUGCGGCUAAAGGUGGAAUUAAAUGCAUUGAACGUCACCCUUUGUGACAGUUUAU